AUGAAGGUAGCAAUCUUCAGUUAUGUCUGGAAAACGAGCAAAGGACAAUGGGAAGAAGCAAGGGCCAAAUAUUAUUGGAAAACCAAAAGACCGAUCUACCGUUCGCACAUCGACAAGGCAGUCGCUUAUAAGAGAAGAGAAAUGGUGAAGAAUCUUCAGAAGCAAUUCAGUGCCCUGCUCGGCACAACACCUGUGGUGGAAAAGAAGGCCCCUUCAAGUUUUCAGUUCAGCUGGACUGAAGGAGACACCUAUAGCCCUUGUUUCCAUGGACAUAGCCUCCAGGGACUCCUGAUAACGAAAGGCCAGUCCUUGAUAACCAAGAACUCACUGUAUUGGCUCAGUACCCAGAAAUUCUGCAAAAGCUACUGUAAACAUGUGACAACCUAUGAAGAGUCAAACUUUUCUCUGAGUUACCAGUUUAUACUAAACAUCUUCUCGUUCUUACUAAGAAUAAAGACUUCUGUUCUCCAUGAAGAAGUGAGCUUAAUUGAAAAGAAACUUUUUGAAAAAAAAUACAAUGAAUCAAAAAGGAGGUCAAGACCCAAAAAAGUAAGAAGACACUGAGAACCAGAGAAGGGUGUGCUCUAUAGGAUAACAUCGGAUCUUAGGGAAUUGUGGGAAACACAUUAUUCUAUACACAUACAUGUUGAUAUAUAUCUUUAUAUGCAUUGUAAAAUAUGUGAACUUUGAAUUAUUUUCAUAAAUGUUUUUUUUCAGGAAAGUA
Messenger RNA from Microtus oregoni (creeping vole), 724 nucleotides. Its product is annotated as TATA box-binding protein-associated factor RNA polymerase I subunit B-like. Gene Ontology annotation, molecular function: RNA polymerase I core promoter sequence-specific DNA binding. The transcript has 2 exons. The record is from RefSeq and is a predicted model, not a curated record. Bases 1 to 564 code for a protein of 187 amino acids. Lineage: Eukaryota; Metazoa; Chordata; Mammalia; Rodentia; Cricetidae. Gene Ontology annotation, cellular component: RNA polymerase transcription factor SL1 complex; RNA polymerase I core factor complex. Gene Ontology annotation, biological process: RNA polymerase I preinitiation complex assembly; nucleolar large rRNA transcription by RNA polymerase I.